CAAGUAGGGGACAUAUGUCAUUAUAAAACGCUUAAGGCUGUUUGUACAUCCUGUUUCAGUUUGUGAAACCUAAGAAACAGAAAGUAUCAAUAACGGUUAUACAGUGGCUGUUUCAGUGGAGCAUUGUCUUAAAUGUCUUAGCUUGUAUGCACUGGUUUAAUAGCAAGUUGAAUAGUGAGUAGUAAAUUAUGCGUUCUUCUUGGUGGGUUUACAAACCAGUAGACGACUGUAUAGGUUGUCCCUGAGGCAGGGAACUAUCUUGUGGAUUAAUACUCUUCGGUGCAGUCACCUACCGGCCUGCCGACGUGGCGGGGCGGAAGAGGAGCCGCAGCCUGCUGGUACCAAACAAACGGAUCACCAUGUCCCAGGCUGACACAGACCCCUCUGCUGACAUCAACCCUCCACCCAGCCAGCACCCUCACACCAACCCUGGCUCCUGUCAGGAUGUCCCAGCAGCCUUUGCUCCACCUUCAGCCCCUCUGCAUUCUGCUUUGAUCCCUGAGAGUUUUGAUCUCCCGCAGUCCACCAGCGAGGAGACUACAACAGAGGACAUGACCGCCGAGUCUAACACUUCAGAGGGUCCGACUGACCAACCACAGCCUGCCGCUGAGGGUCAGGUGAUCAUAUGUGACCAACCAGUGAGUCUGGAGCCAGACGCAGAGUCUGCAGAGGAGGAUGUGGAGACACUUCCGGAGAAAGAGAAAGGUUGGGGAGUUUGGAGUUCAUGGGGAAAAUCUCUUCUGAGCAGUGCCACCUCCACAGUGGGUCAGAGCCUGACCUCAGUUAAAAAGGCAGGAGAAGCUCUGCGUCUCCACAGGACCUCAGUAGGAGAGGAAGCACAAGAAGAAGAGGAGGAGGCAGCGGAGGAGGAGGAGAAGAAAGAGGGAGGAGGUGAAAGUGGAGAGACUGAGCUGUCCAGCUCUGGGGAGUCUUCUGUUAGUGCUGCAGUUUCUAGCAGGGGCGUCUUCUCUACUAUCACACACGCUGUGCAGAACACAGGUAAGUCAGUGAUCAGCGGAGGCUUGGAUGCUCUGGAGUUUAUUGGAAAGAAAACUAUGACUGUUCUUGCUGAGAGUGACCCGGGUUUCAAAAAGACCAAGACCCUGAUGCAGAAGACUGUGUCACUGAGUCAGAUGUUAAAGGAAGUCAAAGAGAAAGAGCGGGCCCGUCUGGGCAAUCAGCCAAUCAGUGCACCCACAGCUCACUAUGGUAUUCUGUUUGACAACUACCAGGGCUUGUCGCACCUCGAGGCCCUGGAGAUCCUGUCCAAUGAGAGUGAGGCCCAGGUCCAAGCCUUCCUCUCCUCCCUGGUGGAAGAGGAGCAGGACGAGGUGAAGAAGGAGCUGAUUUUUAUUAAGGACAUCUUCAUGAAGGGAGAGGAGGAGGAAAAAGAAGAAGAAGAAGAAGGACAACAGACGAAGGAUAACGGUGAUCUAAGUUCACAAUUACAGUGUUCUACCCCCUUAUCGGCCGACGGCGAGGAGUUUGUGAGCGUUCUCACCGAGCUGCUGUUUGAGCUUCAUGUUGCUGCAACGCCAGACAAACUCAACAAGGCUCGGAUCAGGGCCCAUGAUUGGGUGAGCGAGGUGGAACAGCCUGUCACUACGGAGACGGUUGACAGGGAAACGCCACAGAACCAGCCGGCAGGAGAGGCCUCACCUGGAGAGAACGAAGAGGAGGAGAAGAACAAAGACGGAGAAGAGCAGGGGGAGAAGAAGAGCGAGGGGGAGGAGGAAAAGAAGGAGAAAGAGAGCGACCCCAGAUCUGUAGAGGCUGUCUACCUGUCAUCAGUUGGCAGUCUGGCAGAAGUGACUGCUCGCAGUAUCGAGCAGCUCCACAAGGUGGCAGAGCUCAUCCUCCACGGCCAGGACCUGGAGAAACCAGCCAGAGACCAGGCACACAUCCUCACCAGGUUGACUUCUGCCAUGUGUAAGGAGGUGGAGUGUUUGGCCAAGAAGUUCUCCGAUACACUGCUUCUUGUUGGGGGCCAGAGGAAAGCAGAGGUGUUGAAUCCGCUGCUAGAUGAGGUGCUGUUAGAGGGCUCCAACAGUACCAACUACAUCGAGAACGCAUUGCAGCUGCUUCUGCCCGUUCUACAGAUCUCCCACAUCCAGAGCCAGCACUGUCAGUCCACCACAGAACCAGCAGCACAGACACAGCACUAACACACACACACACACACACACACACACACACACGCACACGCACACGCGCACACGCACACGCACACUAUCUAGCUAUCUAUUGUUGUACAGAAAAGUAUAGAGAAUAGAUUAUUCCAGAUUAAGUGCUUUAAUCUACAUCCAGUGCCAUAGCAUCAGGCAGAAGAUGUUUUAUAUAUAUACAUAAUGUAAUCUUGAAUCUAAAUAACAGUUUACCAAAUAGACACGUGUAGAAAUGACCCACGUGUGUGACUCUUCCACGUUGUAUCUCUGAAUUUAAUUUUUUUACUCUGGUGACAUUUUGCUUUGCAAAGUUUAACGGUGUUCAGAGCUGAUUCAAGUUUAGCUGCGACUCAUUCUAUCUGACAAAACAAAGAUGUUUCUGUAUCGUCUCCAAAGACUGAACCAAAAAAUCACUGAUUGUGUUGACUCUAAUGCAACGUUAAUGUAUAUUAAGCUUUUUUUGCACUCCUUAUGGUUCUUUUUCAACAUAAAGAACAUUUGAGUAACACUAUUGAAACGUCUGAAAUGUUUUUUAAUCUGGUUUGAGACAAAAUGCCAGUAUUAGUGAUUGUACACAACCAGUUUUGCUUCUUAUUUUAAUUUUUAUGUUAAAUUAUAUGAAGUAACACUACAUUAUAUUUCAGUCUUCAGAAAAAUCUGAUCUGCAUAUUUUGAAUGACAAAAUAUUUAGUAAUAUUUUAUUGUGUACAUUAAAGAUGUAAUUCAUCUCUAAUUAUGUUUUGUUGUGCUGCUACAUUUAGGUAUAGUUAUAUAGUAUAUAAUGUUACAGUUUGACAUUUUGGGAAAUUUGCUUUUUCGCUUUCUUGGCAAGGGGGGGGAAAUAAGAAAAUUCUCCAAAAUGUUGAACUUUUCUUUAACAACCAAAUGACAUGUCGUGCGCUUUGUUGGAUCCUAAUCUGAACACUUUGAAGAAGGCAUGAGUGGAAGAUUUUAAUUUCAUAUUGCCCUCCUGAAUAAAGGCUCUUGAUAAAUGUUUUGCAAGGUUCUAAACUUACACACUUCUUGCUCCCCAGAGGUAUAUAUCUCGAACAUUUUCCACUAUUACUAUUUCUUCUCUGUUCUUCGACCACCUGUGGAGUUUCAGCAGCAAUCCCAAGAUGCUCACAGUGCAUCUGUUUUUAAAUAUCCAAUUGGCUCUUAGCUUCCAGCCGGCAGAUCUAAGGAAGAUAUAAAGUACUCUCUUCCCUCCUUUACUUCUAAUUUUUUCCUUUUAGAGAUACAUUGAUGCAGGCAAGGAGGAUAUUAAGCAAAUAAAUGUCUUGUAAUGAUUUAUCUCCUUUGAGCUAUAUCCAGAUGAGGUAGAGCCGUUCAUCAGCCUGUGCUUCUGCCUUAGAAUACAAAAUGAUUUAAUGCGAAAUUUAAGACUGUUUACUAAUUUAUUUACAUUCUCUUCUAAUAAAGUACCCUAAGACUGUUUGAGAAAUGUUGAAAAUAAAUACGUUUUAACAAUCUU
Messenger RNA from Cottoperca gobio, 3639 nucleotides. It is a transcript of the gene fam114a1, whose product is annotated as family with sequence similarity 114 member A1. Lineage: Eukaryota; Metazoa; Chordata; Actinopteri; Perciformes; Bovichtidae. The transcript is spliced from 13 exons. The record is from RefSeq and is a predicted model, not a curated record. Bases 360 to 2165 code for a protein of 601 amino acids.